Molecule: messenger RNA, 2250 nt
Organism: Zingiber officinale
Lineage: Eukaryota; Viridiplantae; Streptophyta; Magnoliopsida; Zingiberales; Zingiberaceae
Product: calmodulin-binding transcription activator 2-like
Exons: 9
Coding region: 314-1000 (228 amino acids)
Biological process (GO): regulation of transcription by RNA polymerase II
Cellular component (GO): nucleus
Molecular function (GO): transcription coregulator activity; double-stranded DNA binding
Source: RefSeq, a predicted model, not a curated record
CGCAUUUUAGAUAGAGAUGAAAAAUGGGGGUUCGAUCGAUGCAAUGGAAUUCGCCGUCUCUUCCUAAUUUUGUUCUUCUCUCGUUACAGCUCGCCGGCUCGCCCCCAAGCGUUCCCUUUCGCGUCCUCGUCUUCUUCCAAGGUUCGCUCCUUUUUGUCGCUCUCGAUCUCUGUGCUGUCGAUCGCUUCGGGCCCUGGUGGUCUUUCGAGAAGUUCUGCGUGAUCGGUUAGCCUCGGAUUCAAGCGGGCCCUUUGAGUCGUUGAGAUGGUGGGAGAUUCGGCGUUUUGAGAAUCAACAACAAAUCGGGGAUCAGAUGGCGAGUGCUAGGCGAGGUGAAGCAGAUCCAUCUUUUGAUAUUGAACAAUUACUUGUGGAAGCACAACAUCGAUGGCUACGCCCUGCUGAAAUUUGUGAAAUACUUCAAAACCAUAGGCAAUUUCGUAUUGCACCGGAACCUCCAAAUAAACCUCCAAGUGGAUCCCUAUUUCUAUUUGAUCGAAAAGUGUUAAGGUACUUCAGGAAGGAUGGUCAUAACUGGAGAAAGAAAAAGGAUGAAAAGACUGUUAAAGAAGCUCAUGAGAGACUAAAAGUUGGAAGCGUUGAUAUGCUUCAUUGCUAUUAUGCUCAUGGUGAAGAGAACAAAAAAUUUCAAAGACGAAGUUAUUGGAUGUUGGAAGAUAAUCUCAUGCACAUUGUUCUCGUCCACUAUCGUGAAAUCAAGGAUAAACCAAGUCUCAGCCAUACAACAAGCCUCGGCCAUGCAAGAGACGCCGAAGAAGUGAUACACAAUUCUGCAACUUCCGACUCAACUAUAAGCCAGACGCAGCCUCUUUCACAAACCAUAGUUUGUGAUAGCCCCAGCAGCACCUCCCACACAUCAGAAUAUGAAGAUGCUGAAUCAGCAUAUCCGAAUUAUAAUUUGACACGGCAGAUAAUUAUCAAACAAGUUCCAGAUACCACCCUUUCACUGAGAUGUGGCGACAUGAUGAUUGACGAAUGAUGGCGUCGACAUUUUGAGCCCUUACAUUCCCUUCCCAACGUUGCCUAUGCUUGGGAUAUAGUGAGCCCAAGGCGCAGUUUGGUCCAACGACCUGGUUGAGGUUCUUGAAGAGUUUCAUGGGCCUCUAUCUCUUAUAGGUAAAAUAUAGGAUGGAACUUCUGCUGUAAGUCGCGACAGGUCUUAAGAUAGGUUCUAACGAUCAGUGGCAUAUAAAAUAAGGAGGGCCGUUGGAUAUUAAUCGCACGGCUGAGGCUCCACUAUCUUGAUCUCCUUCACUCUGGUCCACUCUAGAAAGCUCUGGUGAUCACUUUCUUUGCCGCCUUUAUUAAUACAGAAUCCAGCUGUGUUCUUCACUCUAGAAAGCUCUGGUCUUCGCGCCACCUUCUAUUUAUUCCCUGCUUCUUCCUCACGAAAGUGAAUCAGAACCAAGCCAUCUGACAAGACACCGAUGGCCGCCUCCGCCUUGCUCGUCGCCAGGAGAGCAGCAGCCGUCAACAAGCUCCGUCCCUUUGCGGUCGCUGCUCUUUCUCGCUCCUUCACUGCCUCGACCUCCGUCGCGCCGAGUCCAGGAACUGUGGAGAGCAGCGUCGCCGUCCCCCGCCGCCGCGAUGCGGCUCCGGUUCCCCGUCGUCAUCGGAGUGGGGACCUCUUCCCCACCUUGGGAGAUGCGUUAGAUCCUUUCAACCCGCGGCGGAGCCUAAUGGAUGUGUUCAAUAUGGUGGACCAGAUGUUGGAUUUCCCGUUCGGGGCUGGGAGGGGAACCGCCGGCGGAGCGUGGCGCGGGUGGGACGCCAGGGAGGACGACAAGGCGUUGUAUCUGAAGGUGGAAAUGCCGGGACUGGGAAAGGACGACGUGCAGUUGAUGGUAGAGAAUAACACUUUGGUGAUUCAAGGAGAGGCAGCGGAGGAGGAGGGAGAGGAAGGCGGCGAAGUGGAACAGGGGGGAGACGAAGGAAGGGAAAGGGGGAGGCGUAGGUACAGCAGUCGCAUCGAACUGCCGGAAAACGAGUACGAAUUAGGAGGAGUCAAGGCGGAGAUGAAGAACGGAGUGUUGCGAGUGGUAGUGCCGAAGAUGAAGCCGGAGGAGCGCAAGGACGUCCGCCAUGUACCCGUCGAGUGAGCGAGCGAGCGCUGCCGCCGCCGCUUAGUGGAUGUAAUUAUUCGCGCCUUGAGUCUGCUAUCUAUCGUCGUGUCGCAAGUGUUCGUGUGAUAUGAGUAAUAAAAUAAUGUGCAGUAGCUGCUUUUGGGAA